UCGAAAGGGGAAGAGGAGGAAGAAGAAGAAGAAGAAGAAGAAGGAAGAUGGGUUACGUUCUGAGGGUGAGAGCUGCGUCAUUCUUUGCAGGGGCAGCAACGGCGUCGUUUCUGGGGCUUUACAUCCUUCACCAUGAUUACAAGGUUGCCCAUGAAGCUAUUUCCCAACAGAUGAAAGGUCUUCAUGAGUCACUGGAUAAAAGGAUUUCGGCUUUGGAAAGGUUGAAACAAAAUGAAGAUCCACAGCCUGCAGCAGCAACCGAGUAGAUGUCUUAAGAAUGCUUCUUCAGCUUGAUGUUGUGAAUCCAAAAGAAUAUAUAUAUAUAUAUAUAUAUAUAUAUAUAUAUAUAUAUAUAUUCACUCUGGAAGUGGCAUCUUUGUAGUUUCUUCUUUCUAAUAAAAAAAUCAUGAUUGCUCGCUCUGUGUAUGAUACAGUCCGUUGAGUUAACAAAUUACUAGAGACUCAAAUAUCUACGUUUUGGUAUGAGAUGGAAGUUGGUAUUCGUUUGAAUUUA
This is a messenger RNA of Ziziphus jujuba (common jujube), 514 nucleotides long. RefSeq lists its product as uncharacterized. NCBI's taxonomy places the organism in Eukaryota, Viridiplantae, Streptophyta, Magnoliopsida, Rosales, Rhamnaceae. The record is from RefSeq and is a predicted model, not a curated record. The coding region runs from base 48 to 266 and encodes 72 amino acids. The transcript has 2 exons.